Messenger RNA from Durio zibethinus, 1095 nucleotides. Its product is annotated as GATA transcription factor 4-like. Gene Ontology annotation, molecular function: sequence-specific DNA binding; zinc ion binding. Gene Ontology annotation, cellular component: nucleus. The record is from RefSeq and is a predicted model, not a curated record. Gene Ontology annotation, biological process: positive regulation of DNA-templated transcription; cell differentiation. Lineage: Eukaryota; Viridiplantae; Streptophyta; Magnoliopsida; Malvales; Malvaceae.
UCAAACCUUUCUCUCUCUAAAGCCUGUUUCUCAUUUUCUAUCUCUAAAAAUACCAGAAGUGCGUUACUAUAGCUAUACCUUUUUCAUAUAUACGUAUAUAGGAAGAAGUUGUAAAUUGUAAGGCUAAAUGGAGGCAGGGAACUUCUUCGUAAAAGGAUACUACGGCGGCUCAACAGGCGGUGAUUUAUCGCUGGAGAAAAGGAUGUCCUCGGAGCAAAAGCUUACGGAGAAUUUUACCGUCGACGAUCUCCUCGACUUCUCCAAUGAAGACGCCGUUAUCAGCGACGGCUUCUUCGACAAUGUCGCUGGCAAUUCCACCGAUUCCUCCACUGUCACAUGCAAUUCCUCCGUUUCCGGAGGCGAUAACCACUUCUCCUCCUCCAAUUUACCUCACUCCUCUCAGUUUUCCGGCGAACUGUGCGUUCCGUGUGAUGACUUGGCGGAACUUGAAUGGCUCUCAAAUUUCGUUGAGGACUCGUUCUCAAUAGACCAGAAUUUACAAAGCAACGUCCAGAUUUUCGCCACGUCAAAAGCACGCACACCCAUGUCCUCCUCUUCAGGUAACCGACCCGAUUCCUUAAUUCGGAGCCCAACCAACCCAAUUUUCCAACACAGCAUUCCGCUUCCGGGCAAGGCCCGGUCAAAACGUUCACGGGCCGCCCCGUGCGAUUGGUCGACACGACUCCUCCACCAAACCCCGAAAUCCACAGGCCAGAAGAAAAGGGAGAACCCGAACGCCAAUUCGGAGUCGCAGGGCCGGAAAUGUUUACAUUGUGCGGCGGAGAAGACCCCGCAAUGGAGGACCGGGCCGAUGGGUCCAAAAACGCUUUGUAAUGCGUGUGGCGUAAGGUACAAGUCAGGUCGGUUGGUGCCCGAAUACCGACCCGCUGCAAGUCCGACAUUUAUGUCGACAAAGCAUUCGAAUUCGCAUAGGAAAGUUUUGGAGCUUAGGAGGCAAAAGGAGUUGCAAAGAGCACAGCAUCAACAGUUUAUUAACCAAACUUCAAUUUUCAGCAUAUCCAACGGUGGUGGUGGUGAUAAUUUCUUGAUCCAUCAUCAUGGUGGUCCCACUUUGCGGCAAAUAAUUUAGUUAGA